ACCAUAGAUUAUACACUUAAUAUAUUACGGUACCGUACGCAAUUUUUGCUGUUCAGAAAACUUAAAAACAAAUCUCAUAACUGAAUCAGAUAAUUGAAGAAAAUAGAACAAAAAAAUGCAUAGUAGUUAGGCAGCAGAAAGACAAAGUAUUUAAAGUAAAAGUAUUAUAAUCUGUUAAAAUUUUAAGGCCCUAUGCUUCGAUCAAUAAUAGUACGCCCUAUGUCUAGAAAUUAUCUGAUGUCAAAGUUUUUUGUUUACUAAAUCAUUAAUACACAGCAAAUUCUAAAGUAGAUCUUGAGAUUAAUUUUGAAAAGUCAUAAUGGCUUUCGUUUACCAAGGAGAUGCCGAAUUAGAAACUAAAGCAAAGAAGGCUGCUGAAAGAAUAUCUGAGAAUAUGCACAUCGUAGCCAACGAACCUUCACUAGCACUGUACAGAUUACAAGAACAUGUAAGGAAGGCCUUGCCUCCUAUGGUGGAAAGAAGAGUUGAGGUCACAAAACUACAAUAUGAAUUGCAAGGGAGGUGUUAUGAUGUUGAAUAUGCAUUAAGUGCUGUAAAAUCUAUGGAUGGUGCUGCAACAAGCUUUAAAAACAUACAAGAAAUGUUAAAACAGUGCAUAUUUUUAAAGCAGCAACUAAAAUAUGAAGAAAGUAGGAGAAAUAAAAAAGAUUCCAAUUCUGUGUACAAACGUCUAUCUGCUCAUAUAGUUUUAGAUCUCCCAGACCUGUCCGAGUUCUCCAUGGUACGUGAGACCACUAACCGAAUCGAGAACAUGAUGGCUCAUGCUAGGGGCUCAUCAGCCGAACUCCACAGAUCACAUACAACUUUACAUUGAAUUGUAACUGUAUGGUUGUUGUGUUCAAUUAAUAUGGAAUUUGUGUUCAUGGUUACAUAUAAGAGAGGCACUAGAGUAAACAUGAAUAUUAUGCUUAUUUAUUGAUCUCAGUAAUGUAUACAAAAAAACUAUUGAUACCUAUGCUGUAACAUAGGUCUAAGGACAAUAUCUUUUGUUUGUUUAAAGUCAUGUUUGAGCCAAAAUAAUAGAGAUCUCUCUAAGCAAAAUUGGAAAUGAUCAUUGCUUCCCUAAGCUGUUUUGAUUUAAAGUUGAAAAUGGCUUAUCAAAUUUGAUUACUCCCUAGAGGUAUAAUUUUACUAAAAACAUCAGAAUAAAUACAUUGAUGGAUGAGUACUGAUUGGAUCUUUCAGUGCUGAUGAUUAAUGCGGGCCUCUUCUAGUUGUAGUCAGUCAUGCAUGAUAUUGGGAUUAUGAAAUUUUUUUAGGAAAUGUUGUAUUAUAAUGUAUGUUAUCUAACAAAAUUGAGGGUGCAUUAUGAAUGAUUACUUGCAAGUAUUUUUGAUCUUUACUAUUUCUUGCAUUUAUCUAAAUCAUCCUAUUACUUAGGUUUUGGCAAUCAAAUAAUUUAACUUUUUAGUUUUAUUAUUAAUCUUAUACACAUUGGUAGACUGCACCUGAAAGAAACAACUCACUGUAUUUAAAAGUUACACCAUGUCAUUAAUAACAUGGUAAGAUUUUAGAGUCAAUUUUGCAAUCACCAAAUAGAGUAUAUUAUAACCAGUCAUAGUCUUACUAUUUACGAAGUUUUAUGAAAAUGAUUUGGUGAUUAUGAAAUUAUCAACAUUGAGAGUAUCCUAGUCAAUUAAUGUCCAAUCUUUGUGUUCCGUUACAUUGGUAUUAUACAAGCAAGCAUUUUUUUUAAAUCUUUUGAAAUGUAUCAUGGUACCCCUCAUUCACUAUGUUAGAAAUUUAUCUAGUACCUCGACCAUUUGCCCUUAGCACACUUCCUCCGCGAAAUGAAUCGCAAAUCCACUCCACGUUCCGCUCAUCGGACUUGACUAUAUUUACUACAUUACAUCGCAAAUCGAGCAAGAGCACAUUACUGUCAAAGUUUGAAAACAAUGUGCUGAGUGCGAGUUUUUUGACGUGACAACGUCUUAUAAUUCGAUGGAGCCGGCUGCACGCACAAAAAAACAUGACUCAUGCGGCGUUACCUCGCUCUGAGGCGAUGUGAGCGAUGCAUCCGCAUGGACAGCUGCUAUACAAUAAUACAUUUACAUGUUUUCGUCCAGUAUGAAGUUCAGUGAAAAGUGAAUGUGGUGUCAAUUGUUUAUAGCAACGAUAAUUGCGAUAAUUGAAAAAUGAAACCAUUCCAUCAGUAUUUUCUUGUGACGUUGUCAUGUUCAAUUAUCGUCAGUAAACCGACUUUACAGACAACCGAUUUUUUAACUUCUCGUAGGGGCGCUGUUCCAUACAAAUUUGAGUUAACUAUUACGCAAUCGAGAAGUUAAAAAACUCGCACUAAGCACACCGGUGGUUAUUUUUGGUUUAUUUUCGUUUCGCGGCGGAAGGGCUUACACUUAACACGUUAAACUGAACUAUAGGAUGCUGUUUAAGCGGCACUUUUUGUACGUUUUUUUUUUGCUUAAGCACGCAAGAAAAAAGUUCUUAAUGCAUCGUUGGAGGAAAGGUUUCUCAUUAUUCACAAUUUCAUAGCAUAUCAGUCAAUUUCAGUAAUUGGUUUGGAUCAAUUUCAAAUGCAUUGCUAAGAAAAAAUUUAAAUGUAGGUAGGGUAAAACACCCAGUAGUCAGCCUUUUAGUGGGAUUCUUAACUUGAUUCACCUGUAUUUUUAAAAAUAAAAGACUUUAAACGAAAAAAAAAAUUUUUUACAGAAA
Bombyx mori (domestic silkworm) is the source of this 2691-nucleotide messenger RNA. RefSeq names its product BLOC-1-related complex subunit 8 homolog. The record is from RefSeq and is a predicted model, not a curated record. The coding region runs from base 320 to 835 and encodes 171 amino acids. The transcript is spliced from 3 exons. NCBI's taxonomy places the organism in Eukaryota, Metazoa, Arthropoda, Insecta, Lepidoptera, Bombycidae. Gene Ontology annotation, cellular component: BORC complex.